UAUACAUAACGCGCAAUUCUUUUUUUUAUAGUAUUAACUGUUCUUUUCAGUUCUGCAAUUGAUUUUGGUUUACUCGUUCGCCUUUCCAUGCGCUUCUCUAGACCAAUUCGAACGGUUUAAGCAUGGCAUUGCUUUACCGACAGCUAACUCUCGUUCAGUGUUUGUUUCUCUUUCGCACUGCCAUAGCCAACGCCUUUCUAUGCGCUUCUGUGUGACCUUGCGCUGCUUAUAAGAUUUCGUCUUCAAUGAAAGCCGAAGCUUUUCUAGAGUUUCCAAGAUUCUGGGUAUUGUGCAACGCAUAGCGAAACGCAGCUUUCGAUCGCCCUGACCCAAAAUCGCAGCUGCUAAACUUGAACUUCACAGAGCUCGAGCGCAAAAAGUGCAGACGUCGUCAACUCCAUUCCCAUAAAAUGCGAGAGCCAACAAUCAGCAGUAAACAGAACUCAACGGCGUUCCAAAGAUGGCGAGCAAUCAGGGUUUGAGGUCGAUGCUGCUGCUGGCGGCGCUGAUGAUUUUGGUGGCGCAGCAGCUGGUGGCAGCCAGCAAGAUAGCCUACAAGAAGCCGUUGCAUGGCAAGCUGAGCCACUUCAAGGAUCGUCGCUUCAGGCCGCGCACGACGAGCAGCCCCGCGGUGAGCAGCACGGAGCCGGCCGAUUGGCCAGCGCCCGUCGAGUUCAUCAUCAAUAGCAGCACACCCAAGGCGUUGCCGAAAGAGGAACUGGUCGAGAGCAGCACCAGCAGCAGCUGCACCAGUACUCCCACUCUGGAGCAACAACGGCAGGAGGAACUGGAGGAGCUGCAGCUGGAGCCGGAAAUGGGUGUGGAAGCGGACAGCAGCUCGACGACCACCACGCCCAGCAGCAUGGACAACACGUUGGCUUCACCGCCCACGCCGGCUGUAGUGGAACAGCAGCAGCAGCCAGUGCCCUGCACCUGUGGCGUCUUUCUCACAUCGCAAAUCAAGAACGGAUUGCCCGAGACGCCGCUCAUACACAACGAAAUGGAUCGCAUGUAUCCAUGCAAUGCCAUUGGACGCAAGCAAUGUCAGACCAAAUGCCUCGAGGCGAUCGUGCAGCAUUUGCCGAAUUCGGCGAACAUUGUUUGCGCCACACUAGGUCACAAUUGCCACAAGGAGCGCGCCUAUCUGUUCAUCAAGAACUGCCAGAAUGUGUGGGUCAACACGAAUCUGCAGGCUGGUCGCGAAUAUUGUUGUAAAGAGGGGCUGCCCUAUCGCUGUCCUUUGCUUGGCUAAGCUGACGCAGGCCACAAAAUACUGUAUUUAACCAAUAAUCUACCGCUGUGAACAAUAAAGUCUUAAA
Drosophila hydei is the source of this 1319-nucleotide messenger RNA. It is a transcript of the gene Fcp3C, whose product is annotated as follicle cell protein 3C-1. The coding region runs from base 461 to 1252 and encodes 263 amino acids. NCBI's taxonomy places the organism in Eukaryota, Metazoa, Arthropoda, Insecta, Diptera, Drosophilidae. The record is from RefSeq and is a predicted model, not a curated record. The transcript is spliced from 3 exons.